AUGGAGAAGGGGCUGCUCCGCCGUGUGGCCCUUGGGGACAGGUUGAAUCUCGAGGAGUUCCCCGCUUCCCUCUUGCCAGGAAUCCUCCACGAGAAGCCGCAGCCGUCGCGCUCCGACAGCCCCAUCGUGAUCCUGCGGGAUGCGCGCAGCGCCCGGAAAGCAGCGUCCGCCGGCGGCCGCAAGCCGGCCACCAUCCGCCUUGUCACCAAGGACCUCAUCCGUGACCUCGUCGUCCCCGUGGAGAACCCGGCGGCGUCCCUUGUGAUCAGCCUGGAGGAUUUCCAGCGCAUUAAGGAGGCAUCCCGAGUCCUGAGCAAGGAGGAGCGCGAGGCCCGGCUGGCGGCCCUCAAAGCGGAGAAGAACGCCCUUCUAGAAGCGGCGAGCGAGCGCAAGAACGCCAUGAAGCAGAGGGCCAUCCUGCAGCAGAGGAAGGACCAGCUCAACGACCUGGAGGAGGAAGCCCGCGAGCGGGCCCAGCACCUGCUGCAGCGGGCGACCAGGAUGCGCCUGGAGCAGGAGGAUGAGAUCAAGGAGUUCAGCGAGCUGAUCCUCAAAGCCAAGUGCCACAUGAUCCGUGACACCCAGAUCUUGGAGAAGCAGCUGAUCACAAAGGAGCUGGAGGAGGAGGAGAAACGCCUGGCCCGCAUGAUGGAGGUGGAAAGACGCAAGGCCAACGAGAGGCAGGAGGAACUGGAGCGCAAAAGGAAGCAGCAGCUGAUCAGAGGGAGGCAGGAGCUUGUGAAGCAGAUUGAGAAGAACGCAGAGGAGAGGACUAUGAGAGCCGAGCAGCGGGACCAGGAGGCUCAGGAGAUGCUGGAGUGCUUGAAAAAGAUGCAGAUGGAAGACCAGAAGGACCUGGAGCGCAAGCACGAGCAGCAGAGGAAAAUCCAGGCCGAGAUUAAACGGAUCAAUAACGAAAACCAGAGGCUCAAGGAGGAGCAGCUGCAGCGGGAGAAGAUGGCAGAGCAGCGGGUGCUGGAGUAUCAGAGGCAGAAAAUGGCCCGGGAAGCGGAGUUUGAGGCGGAGCAGGAGAGAAUCCGUCGGGAGAAGGAGAAGGAGACGGCCCGUUUGAGGGCCUUGCAGGAGAGAGCCCAGGACUACCAGGCAGAGAAGGACGCGCUGAGGGCCAAGCGGAGCCAGGAGGCCGCGGAGCGCGAGUGGCGGCGCAAGGAGCAGGAGGCGGCGCGGCGGAAGGCCGAGACGGACGCGCUGCUCAAGCAGAGCCGCCUGGAGCAGGUGGCCGCGCGGGAGCACAGCGUGGCCGUGCAGGUGCAGCAGGACCGCGACGACUUCGAGAGGAUCCUCAGCGCCGUGGAGGGGGGCCGGCGGCUGCAGGAGGAGGCCCGGCAGCGCAGCGAGCGCCUCGCCGAGCUCAAGCGGCAGAAGAUGCAGGAGCUCAGAGCCUCCGGCAUCCCGGAAAAAUACUGUGCCCAGGUGGAGCGGAAGGCUUUGAGCGAAGCAAGUGCAGCCCCUGGCCUGGCUCAACCGUGCAAGGAAGCGAGCGCUGUUUCCCCAGCAACUUAAGAGUUUCUAUUUUCUUAGAUUGAAUUUUUAUAA
This is a messenger RNA of Tinamus guttatus (white-throated tinamou), 1557 nucleotides long. NCBI's taxonomy places the organism in Eukaryota, Metazoa, Chordata, Aves, Tinamiformes, Tinamidae. The record is from RefSeq and is a predicted model, not a curated record.